AAUACAGUUGCACUGCAGAAAUGAUUGUAUUUCUAUCACACACUUUUUGGAAAAUACAGUGUUGCAUCCAGCAAGGAUUGAUGUUCUUGUACAGAGAAGGGCAACAGAAGUGGUGAUGGUUCUGGAGCACAAGUCCUGUAAGGAGCAGGUGUGGGAGCUGGGCGUGUUUAUCCUGGAGAAAAGGAGGCUCAGGGGAGACCUUAUCACUCUCUACAACUGCCUGAGAAGAGGCUGUGGCCAGGUGCGGGUCUUGGUGCUGUAUUUCGCCAGGAGCGCGGAGCUGGCGGGGCUGCGCUGCGAGACCCUCUCGGUGCCACGGGAGAUCACCUCUCUGCAGCUCUGGGAAGAGAUCGUGAAGGUCCACCCCAGGCUUGCUAUCAUCCGGGAUCAAGUGGUAUUUGCUGUUCGGCAGGAGUACGUGCUUCUUGGAGAUCAGCUCCUGGUCCUGCAGCCUGGAGACGAGGUUGCCAUCAUCCCACCAAUUAGUGGAGGCUGAAUCUGCCCCAGUUCUGUUAGUUUUUCUAUUGUGAUAUGGAAGAAAGCGAAGAUGUGCCAAAAGAUUUUAUCAAGCUCAAGUCUGAAAAGCUCUCUAUCGAUGAAGUGUCAGAGCUGGUUGUUUCACCAUACUGUGGGGCAGUGUCUCUGUUCAUUGG
Messenger RNA from Vidua macroura (Pin-tailed whydah), 653 nucleotides. RefSeq names its product molybdenum cofactor synthesis 2 (gene MOCS2). Gene Ontology annotation, molecular function: molybdopterin synthase activity. The coding region runs from base 116 to 496 and encodes 126 amino acids. Gene Ontology annotation, biological process: Mo-molybdopterin cofactor biosynthetic process. NCBI's taxonomy places the organism in Eukaryota, Metazoa, Chordata, Aves, Passeriformes, Viduidae. The transcript has 5 exons. The record is from RefSeq and is a predicted model, not a curated record. Gene Ontology annotation, cellular component: cytosol.